AUGCGAGGUCUCCGCGCACCCAGAUCGCUCCUCCGUGGCGCCAAUGGCAUGAUACAAGCUUCUAGAAGCCAGGCGCAGGCGCCGCUCGCGGCUCGCCUGAUCACAGCGUCUGACGCCCUCGCGCCGACUAGGACGACGACGACCGCAGCCCCCUUCGCGGCACGGCCCUUCUCGCACUCUGCCCCUCUACAGAAGGAGAAGAAGAAGUCUCGGCAGUCCCCGACCUACGACUCGACCGAGAUCGUCUCUCGAACCUCCCACACCGUCGACGAUGCCGACCACGACGACCUCCCCGGCUCCAAGCACCCGAAGCCCGACCCGGCCGACCCCCUAAACUUCGCCGACGUCGCCUCGCGUCUCGCGUCCCUCGCCGCCCACCACACCGAGGUCCUCAAGCUGCUCCAGUCUGGCGACCGCUUCUCCCCGGACGCUAUCGGCGCCCUGACCGUCCAGCCCAGCCGCAAGGACCCGACGACAUACCCCCUCCGCGAGCUAGCCGAGAUCGUGCCCCGGCCCGGUGGCCGUACCGUCUCUCUCCUCCUCCACGAGAAGGACUACGUCAAGCCCGUUAUGGCCGCCGUCCAGGCCUCGCCCGACUUCAACCAGCAGCCGCAGCGCGACCCGGACAACGAGCUCGAGCUCGUCCUCAAGAUCGAGGCGACCAACAAGGACGUCGUCGUCCGCCGGGCCAAGGACGCCGCCCAGGCCUGGCGGGAGAAGAUGCGCACCGUCACGGAGAAGCGCAAGAAACUCCACGCCAAGUGGCAGAAGGACAAGGCCAUCGUGCCCGACCUGAAGAAACGGGCCGACAAGGAGCUGCAGAAGCUGCAGGACAAGGAGAUGAAGGUCGUCGACGCGGCGGAGCAGCAGGCAGUCAAGAAGAUCCAGGGAUGA
This is a messenger RNA of Colletotrichum graminicola M1.001, 894 nucleotides long. Its product is annotated as ribosomal recycling factor. Gene Ontology annotation, biological process: translation. The transcript has 2 exons. NCBI's taxonomy places the organism in Eukaryota, Fungi, Ascomycota, Sordariomycetes, Glomerellales, Glomerellaceae. The record is from RefSeq and is a predicted model, not a curated record. The coding region runs from base 1 to 894 and encodes 297 amino acids. Gene Ontology annotation, molecular function: ribosomal large subunit binding. Gene Ontology annotation, cellular component: mitochondrion.